This is a messenger RNA of Lecanosticta acicola, 1813 nucleotides long. Lineage: Eukaryota; Fungi; Ascomycota; Dothideomycetes; Mycosphaerellales; Mycosphaerellaceae. The record is from the annotation of a GenBank genome assembly.
AUGGAAUCCCCCACUUCCUUCAAGUUUCCCUCAAAGCCAUUGCAGCCGCUCUCACCCGAGCGCGUCAGCAAUAUGCUGCCGGCUUCACCCUCACUACCUGAGAUGCACGCGUUUGGCCGGACGCAUGGGCGAACUAACAGCGACGUCCAAGGCCUGGUUAAGCGCUUCGAGCAUCUGGAUGUCCGCGAUCGCGACGCGGAGAACAGCGAACGGCGUAAGAGGCACGAGCUAGAGCUGCGUCGAGCUCAGAUCGCGCGCGAGGAGGCAGAGAGCGAUGUCAAGCGCUUGCGAGAAGAAGUGCGCCGUCUGAAGAAAGAGGGAGAUGAAGGCCGAGAACGAGAGAGAAAGGUUGGCAAGAGACUUGAAGUUGUAAUGGUAAGUCGCGCAACAGUCUCCGACACUCAUUGCAUAAGCUGCUGGAUGCGGCGGCGGAGGGCUAAUCAGUGCGUAGGAUGAGUACGGCCGAUUCAAAGAGACAUCCGCCUCGCAAACAUCUGUAUACGAGAAGGAAGUGCGAAAGGCAAAGAAGGAGGCGUUCAAGACGUCAUCGGCUGUGUUGAAGCUUCAAGAGGACUUGAAAUCGAUGAGGAACACACUUCGCGUUGCGCAGGCCAAUCUUGACAUGGAGAAGCGUAAGAUGCAACAACGGGAACAAGAGACGUUCGAUGCGCAGUAUCAGCUUGUCGCGGUGCAGGAAGAGCUGGAGAAGCUGCGAACUUGUAUGAAGGUGGUGGAAGAGGAGCGAGAUGCAUUGAAGACCAGUCUACAGAAGGAGGAAGUUGCACGGAUAGCGGCGGAAGGCAUGAUCGCACUGCCAGCCGCAUCUCAAGAUGACGAUGACCUGAUGAGUUCACCAAAGAAGUCGCCGCACAAGCGGCAAGGAUCCCCUCUGUCAGACGAUAAAGAAAACGCCGGAAUCGUAACGAAGAAGAUGAUGGAUACCAGACGGAUGCAACAAGAGCUGGCGAUGGAGAGACGAAGACGAGAGCAUGCGGAGGAGCUUGCAGACUUCCUGAAGAUGGAGUGCCAGUUCAACUGCUGUGGCUGCAACACUUCCGAACGCCAUGGAUCGCUCAGCCUUUCGAACGCAUUCAACGAAGCCAUGGAAAAUAUCAGAAGCACGAUGAGGGAGGUCUUCGCGCCGGUGACUCAAGACCCGGAAAUUCCGGCGGACGUGGAGAUGGAGCAAGCGCCUGAGCCCGAUGUAGCAGACCACCUAGAGCGCAGUAUGACCUUGGCUCAUGAGUCUCCGGAGGAAGCAAUCGAGGAUGAACCCCAGCCAGAAACGCCAAGAGCACCGCCUGCAACUCCGAUGGAGCCAGAAGACGACGACGCUCUGACCGAAUCUACGACCAAAGUCGCGCUUGCCCCUUCCAGUCCGCAAACACCCGCACAAGCUCAGCCUCCUACACCGUACCGGCAACUGGGAUCGGUACGAACGAUUACCACUACCACCACUGUUCCCAUGCAUUUUACACCUGCUAAGCCUGUCUUCAACAGUUACCAGGAUGCUGAGGACAUUCCUCCGACUGUGCUCUCGCCUCGAGAACGCUCUGGCUCAGCACCAUCAUUCGACCGAGAAGCCGCUCUGGCAGCCAUCGCGUAUCGACGUGGCAGAGCGAAGUCGAUGGCAAAUGGACACGUCACACCCCGCAAACAGAUGAUUGAAGGUGUGAGUAUGAAGGAGAGGCGAGACAUCAGUGCUCCGGCGCUGGGUGCCAAGCAGAAGAAUAGAGAGGCUACAAACGCUACGAAGGGAUCGGCUAGUGUAGGCCGCGGAGUGCCUGGGUCUGCUGGGCGGAGACUGGGCUGA